Messenger RNA from Saccostrea echinata, 672 nucleotides. Its product is annotated as plasminogen-like. The coding region runs from base 1 to 672 and encodes 223 amino acids. The transcript is spliced from 5 exons. Gene Ontology annotation, molecular function: endopeptidase activity; signaling receptor binding. NCBI's taxonomy places the organism in Eukaryota, Metazoa, Mollusca, Bivalvia, Ostreida, Ostreidae. The record is from RefSeq and is a predicted model, not a curated record.
AUGGGGAAACACAGACGAAGGAGGCCGGAAAUGCUUCUGGCCUCCAAACUUCCAUAUACAAAUAAGGGAAAAUGUUUUGAGUUUGGAAUCCCAUACAGAGGAUCAAUAAAUACAACAAUCUCAGGGAAACAAUGUCAGAGAUGGGACCGACAAUACCCACAUCAACAUAACUUUUAUUACUGGCCUGGUACUGAUGAGAAUUUCUGCAGAACGUUGGACGAAGACCUGCCUUGGUGUUACACUACAAAUUCACAACUAAGAUAUGAGUUCUGCUAUGUUCAUAUUUGUGGUGAGUCAGUCAAUGACGCUGGGAUUGAUAGUUUUAGUCAUGCAGUAGAGAACUACUGUCGAAACUUUGAUAGAGAGGAACCUUGGUGCUUCACGAAUGAUUCUUCAAUUCGAUUGGAAUUGUGUGAUGUGGAAGUAUGCGAUACACCUUGCCUCAACCCUAGUAUUUAUACACAACAACGAGUUCUUCAACAUUGCAUUAAUCAAGUACAUAUCUUUCAGAACUGCAGCCAGCUAUGGGAAUUUCUGACCUGCUUAAAGCAGCGAAUUGAAAAUAUCACUUCUGCAAAAUGUUCAGAUAUCCCUCGAAAAGCUAUUGCUCUUGAGAUGCAGGAUGUGAUAGAAAAAACUCUGGGCUGGAAAAUUGACGGUUGUAAGUGGUAG